Andrographis paniculata is the source of this 1749-nucleotide messenger RNA. RefSeq names its product dolichyl-diphosphooligosaccharide--protein glycosyltransferase subunit 1B. Lineage: Eukaryota; Viridiplantae; Streptophyta; Magnoliopsida; Lamiales; Acanthaceae. The transcript has 9 exons. The record is from RefSeq and is a predicted model, not a curated record. Gene Ontology annotation, cellular component: oligosaccharyltransferase complex; membrane. The coding region runs from base 36 to 1427 and encodes 463 amino acids.
UCAUUUCAUUGCAGUGUGCAGACACAGCUUGGGAGAUGGCAGCGGCAUUUUUCCCUGUCUUGGUCGUCUCCAUCUUGUUGCUUCUCAAGACCUCUUUUUCAUCGCCUCCUUCUGACCUCCAGAUCCUCCACGCUGAGCGCCAGAUUGAUUUGACUUCGCACAUCGUUAGAGUUUACUUGACAUUGAAGGUAGAAAAUAUCAACGAUGCUCCAGCUUCAGAAGUUUUGCUUGCAUUUCCACCUGCACAGUUUAACCAUCUGGCACUGGUUAAAGCUGCUGUAGCUGUUGGAAAGAGGAAGAAGAAAUCAUACGUUCCCCUUCAAGUCAAUCCAGCAGAGCAACCUGAUGCACCUAACGGAACCAAAUACUAUGCUGUAUCAUUAGCCACCCAAUUAGGAAAGGGUGAUUCUACCACUCUAGAAAUAUUUUACAUCUUAACGCAUUCUCUUGAACCCUUUCCUGCAGAGAUAAGCCAGUCAGAUUCCCAGUUGGUUUAUUACCACGACAGUGCAAUUAUUCUGUCACCAUAUCAUAUCAAACAUCAGGCAACAGUGGUUAAAGUUCCGAGUAACAAGGUUGAAUCAUUCACACAAGUUGAACCCUCCCACCAGAGUGGUACUGAGCUAAGAUAUGGGCCAUAUGAAGACCGCAAACCUUAUUCAUACUCCCCAAUAAUCAUACAUUCUGAAAACAAUCACCCAUUUGCUGUUGUGGAAGAACUAGAACGUGAAAUUGAAAUAUCCCACUGGGGAAGUGUUCAAGUCACUGAGCAUUAUACGUUAGCUCAUGCUGGUGCAAAGCAUAAAGGUAUUUUCUCAAGGGUUGACUAUCAAUCCAGACCUAUAGCUGGUGGAUCUUCUUUCAAGCAUCUUCUUGCUGAGCUACCCCCACGUGUUCAUUCUGUGUACUACAGGGAUGAUAUUGGUAAUAUAUCAUCAUCACGGUUACGCACUAGUUCCAAGAAGUCUGAGCUAUUAAUAGAGCCACGGUAUCCUUUAUUUGGCGGCUGGAAAGCAACUUUUAUCAUUGGAUACGGCGUCCCACUACAGGACUUCCUUUUUGAGUCAGCUGCUGGUAUUCGAUACCUGAAUUACAGCUUUGGGUGUGCUAUUUCUGAUACUAUAGUUGACAAGUUAACAGUCAAAGUUGUCCUUCCUGAGGGGUCAAAGGAUCCUUCUGCCGAAGUCCCUUUUGCAGUUGAGCAAAGAUUAGAGAAAAAAUACUCUUACCUGGAUGUUAUUGGAAGAACUGUAGUGGUCUUGGAAAAGAGAAAUGUAGUACCCGAGCACAAUGUUCCUUUCCAGGUGCAUUACAAGUUCAAUCCAAUAUUCAUGCUCGCGGAACCCUUGAUGCUGGCUUCAGCAUUUUUCCUCUUCUUCAUCACUUGUGUUGCAUAUCUGCACAUCGAUCUUUCCAUACGGAAAUGACUUGACUUGCCUUGCCUAGCAAGGUUGGUUUGCCUGUGACAGGAAGCAGCUCGAAAUUACAACAAUCCGCUCGCAGAACAUUAUACAUUCGGAUUAGCCGCCAAAACGGGACAAAAUUUGUAAAACAUGCACCAUACUAAGAGACACCAUUUUGACAUGGCCCUGUAUCGACUUUUAUGGUUGGAGGUACGGUGUAUUUAAUCUAGAUAGUUGCCUGCAUCGAGCUUUUGGUUUUGUUUCGGCACAAACUGAUAUACCACAUAAAAGCUAUGCAAUAUACAAUUACCCGUCCUGAAAGAGAUGACCUAGUGGUGUUAGUGAA